Saccostrea echinata is the source of this 7424-nucleotide messenger RNA. Its product is annotated as protein mono-ADP-ribosyltransferase PARP14-like. The coding region runs from base 72 to 7403 and encodes 2443 amino acids. The record is from RefSeq and is a predicted model, not a curated record. Gene Ontology annotation, biological process: negative regulation of gene expression. Gene Ontology annotation, molecular function: RNA binding; transcription corepressor activity; NAD+ poly-ADP-ribosyltransferase activity. Lineage: Eukaryota; Metazoa; Mollusca; Bivalvia; Ostreida; Ostreidae. The transcript has 25 exons. Gene Ontology annotation, cellular component: cytoplasm; nucleus.
GAACUUUUCAGAGAAUAUGGUGCUUUUCGGGUUUUCCUGGUAAAUGUUUAUAUAAAUGAAUUAUCAUCAUUAUGAGUGGAGGAUUCAUCAUGAAUCGGCUGCGGGAGGAGUUGAGCUCGCGUUGUGUGAUUGUGGGGGGCUUCCCUCCUCCUCCGGCAAUACUACCCCAGAAUGUGUAUAGUUUAUUUCAGUGUCAACGGGCCGAGCCAGCAGGCGAAGGAACAUCGUGGCUUGUCUUGUUUCAGAAUUCAGACCAAGCAAAAUGGUGGGUGACAAAUCGCAGCACUUAUCAUGUUGGAAACAUGAGUUUACGAGUAACUCCUUCCUGUGGAUCUAACAUUCCUGAUGCUUGGCUUCAGGAUGAUCAACAUGGAUCAGCUGGAGCUCAGAUGCCAGGAUAUCCUACAGGUUUCCCUGGAUUCCAAGGAUAUCCCGGAUAUCCUAGUCAUGGUAUCCCGGUAUCCAUGCCUUCAACUUCACAGAGAGACCAGAUACACACCAACCCAUACAAUCAGCACAUUCCUGUGUCCAGUCCGCCAUUUCAAUAUCCAUCUGGGGGUCCAACGAUAUCAAACCCUGGGGGGUUGCCACACAAAAUUCCCCCUGGAAGUGAACCACAGGUUAUAACAUCUGAUCCAAUGUCCUCUAAAGCAUCUAUGGCUCCCACAGUGUACCAAAAUUAUCCAAGCAUGUCCAUGCCUGAGCCUGGAGCCAUGGCUCCACCUUCCUAUGAGAGCCAUAAUUUUCCACCUAAAUUGCCACCCAAACCUUCAACCAUGAAGUCUCCCAAGUUGGUCCAAGUGGAUAACAGCAAACAGGAACAAUCGAGCAUUCACCAGGGCUCGGAUAUAGAUCCGGGAAUGGCACCUGUACAAGAAACGCCACCUCCUGCCUGUGACAGUAUCCAAGUAUCCAGGCUACCAAGGGACAUAACUGAGGAAUUCAUUUCCGAUUUCUUUGAAAAUGAAAAAAGAAGUGGUGGUGGAUACGUGGCUAAUGUGGAUUAUGAUGAAAAGAAGAAUACUGCUAUUGUCAAAUUUGAGGAUCCAAGUGUGGUAAAGAGUGUCUUGCAAAGGCAGGAAAGUUCAGCCAUAGUGAUGAACAAGCAGCAAAUAGAAAUUGAAGAGUAUAAUCCAGCAGUAGACAGUGAGGUUAAGGGUGAAUCUGAUGACCUAGAGGUCACAGCAGUCAAGGUCACAAAUCUUCCCCCAAAAGCAACUGAUGAACAGAUAGAAUUGUUCUUUGAGAACCCUAGGAAGAGUGGAGGUGGAGAAGUGGAAAAAGUGGAGUUUGAUGAGGCUACCAAAAGUGCUAUUGUGUGGUUUAAAGAUCCUGAGGUGGUAAAGAGUGUCUUGCAAAGGCAGGAAAGUUCAGCCAUAGUGAUGAACAAACAGCAAAUAGAAAUUGAGGAGUAUCGUCCACCAGGAGACAGUGAGAGUGAGGGUGAAUCUGACCUUGAGGAGGAAGAGGUCACAGCAGUCAAGGUCACAAAUCUUCCCCCAAGAACAACUGAUGAACAGAUAGAAUUGUUCUUUGAGAACCCAAGGAAAAGUGGUGGUGGAGAGGUGGAAAAAGUGGAGUAUGAUAAAGCUACCAACAGUGCUGUUGUGUGGUUUAAAGAGGCUGAAGUUGUAGCAAGUGUUCUACAGAAACAUGAGAGCACAUCUCUGAUGAUAAACAAGCAGCAAAUAGAGGUGGAAGAAUAUCGUCCCCCACGAAAUGACAAUGAUAACAGCUCAGAGGAGGAAGACCAGGAGGGAGGGGCAAUCAAGGUCACUAAACUCCCCCCAGGAACCUCAGAGGAACAAAUAAGUCUCUUCUUUGAAAAUCGUAGGAAAAGUGGAGGUGGAGACGUGGAAAAAGUGGAGUAUGAUGAGGAUUCAAACAGUGCUGUUGUUUGGUUUAAGGAUGUUGAUGUUGUUUCAAGUGUUCUUCAAAAAGCUCCACUUCUUUUCAAUAAAAAACAAAUUGGUGUGGAACAAGUAAGGAUGGAUGGAAAGAAAGUGGAAAAAGAAGCAGAAGAGAAUACAGGCCCUUUGUGUACCAUAGAGGUUAGGGGGAUGAAAGAAACAACAUCCAUAGAUAGUGUAGAACUGUAUUUUGACAACAAGAGGAAGUCAGGAGGUGGAGGUGUGGAUGAGGUCAAAGGUGAAGUGGAAGACGGAGUCCUGUAUGUUACAUUUGAAGAUGAGGAUACUGUUGAGAGAGUUCUCCAGCGAGGGCAUAAGGUUGAUGGAGCUACCUUGCAAGUCAAACUUUACCAGCCUCCCAAACCCGUACCAAUGUACCAAGACAGAGUACUGAUCAAAGGAUUCAAUCCAGAAACAUCAAAGGAUGGACUAAUCAACUUCUUGGAGGCCAAAUCUGGGGAAGAUGUCAAGGAUGUGGUUUAUGGACAAGAGGAGGGAACAGCAAUGGUUACUUUUGAGGAAUUAAAAGAUUUUGGAAAACUUGAGGCAGCAUGUCAAAAGAAAGCCUUAGAAAAAUGCUACCUAGCUGUGAAAAGAAUUCCUAUCUCUAACUGUGUAAUUGUAUCUGGAUUUGGAGAGAGCACUUCAGUGGACACACUAGAAUUCUACUUUGACAAUGAAAAGCGAAGUGGUGGGGGUGGUGUCAAGGAGGCUAAGGUCAAUCCUGAAGAUGGUACAUGUCUUGUGUACUUUGAAGAUCCUGCAGUGUGUGACAGAGUUUGCCAUAAAAGCCAUAGAGUUGACAACCAGAAGUUAACAGUACAUACUUACCAUGAAUGUCUAGGACAGCCAUUUAAUCCUGAUGAGGGUCCAAAGUUCAAACCACUGGAUCCAGUUAUUGUGAGAGAACUUGACAUGAGAAAAAUGAAGUUUAUAUACACUUCUGAAGAGUUCAAACAGGCUAUGAACAAGCAAGCAGAACUGACACAUGGCAAGAUAAGAUGGCCAAAGAAAGCAGCAACAGAAUUAACAGUAGAGUGCACUCUAACAAAGGAUGUAAAAGACUGUCGAAAAUUGGCUGAAAAAUGGGAAAAACAAGUGGCAGAUGGCAUUAAGAAGUUGCUUGGGGUUCUGCAUGUGGAAGCUGUAAAUGUUUUACAAGAAGCUUGGGAGAAAUUUUUGGAGGGAAUAAAACAAGUGAAAGUUCCUGAUCCACAGAAAGUGGGCAUUAUUCUAGAGAAAGGCAAUUACACCAUAGCUAUUGUGGGGUAUGGAAAUAUGGUUGAAGGUGUUAGAAAGGAAGUUGAGAAGAUUAUUACUACAGUGGUUGAUGAGAUUCAGAGAAAGAAACAACAGGUCACAGAAACUGUUCAGUUGAAGCAUCACCAAUUUCUGCUUCUUAGUUUUGAUCAUUUCAAGGAAGAAACAGAGAAAAAAUUCCCAGAUAUGCAAGUUAAAACAAACAUGAAGGACAAAAGUUUCACCUUUGAGGGCCAAUACUUAGAAGUCAGCCAAGCAAAAAUAUCACUGUUUGAAAAAUGUCAGCAGAUAUACCAAGCCUCUGCUGGAAAAUUCUCCAAAAACAGGCGAGAUUUUUUGAACAGAAAGGAUGUAAAAUCUCGAAUUGCAAAGCUGCUGAAAGAAAAAGAGAACAUGAGUUGUUUUGAUUUUCAGAGAGAGGAGGUGAUGCUUUAUGCUUUCUCAGAUGACAAAGCUGUUGAGGCAGCACAUCUGAUAAAGGACAGCAUUGUGGAGUCCCCAAUUGAUGUACAACCAGACUCAGCUUUCCUCCUCAAUUCUGAUGCCUGGGAUAAGAAAGUCAAAGAGAUAGCAGCCAAUGAAAAUUUUGAAGGACUUCUUCAACUGAUCACCUUACAUGAACCAAAACAAGUAAUAAUUGUAACAAUGAAUGAAUAUGUUGGCCUAGCGAGAGAAUUUGUAGAGGACUUUCUUCGAGACAAUACAAUCAUGAGUGACUCCAUGGAUGUUCCUCCAAGUUAUUUCAGAUUUUUGGAGCUCCACCAUAAAAACAAGUUUGAACAGCUUUGUGAAAGUUUGAAGGAGCAGCAAGUUCAGAUAACUAAAAGCAAAAACAGAAUCACAAUUAAGGGCACUAAGAUGGGUCUGGAUCAAGCCAAAGGAAAUAUUGAGGACAUGUUGAAGAAGAUUCAAUCGAAAAAACACACUAUAAAGAGACCAGGCAUUGCCAAACACCUUCACAGUGAAGCUGGCAAAAACAAGAUCUCUAAGGUUCAGAAGUUUCACAAAUGUUACAUUCAGAUAGGUGACAAAGAACCCAUGGGUUUUUCUAGUUCUUGGACCACAGCUUCAGGUCCUAGACAGAAACAAGCCUCAAAUGGUGACAUUGCUGAACACAAAACUAAGGCAGGAGUGUCCAUAAAGGUUCACUCUGGUGACCUGACUGCUCUCCCUGUAGAUGUGAUCGUUAAUGCUGCUAACCCAGACCUUAUACAUCAUGGAGGACUAGCAGGAGUCAUUGCCAAGAAAGGUGGAAAUGAAAUCCAAGAAGAAUGUUCAGAAUAUGUAAGAAGAAAUGGGAAGCUCAAAGAAGGAGACACCUUCUGUUCAAGGGCAGGUCAACUGUCCUGUAAAAUGAUUGUCCAUGCUUGUGGACCAACUUGGAAAGGUGGAAUGAAUCAAGAAAACGGCCACCUGACAAAUUGUGUAGAGUCUGCUCUAGAAGAAACAGAGAAUAUGAGUCAUAGAUCUAUUGCAAUACCUGCCCUGUGUACUGGUAUAUUUGGGUACCCUAUAGAUAAAGCCACUUCUGUCAUUGUGAAAGCAGUGAAAUCACAUUUGAAGGAUAAAAAGGGGUCCAGCAUUAAGGAGGUGAUCUUAUGUGAUGUUAAGCCAGAGACUGUUAAAUGUUUCACCGAGGCUCUAAAGCAGGAGUACAAGGGGAAGGUGACGGUCUUCAAAAAUACUGAUGAAAGUGGGUCACCUCGAAGUCUGCAAACAGAGGCACAGGGGCAAACACCAGCACAAAAUACAGAGUUUACAGCAGGACACAUUUCUGUCAAAUUAAUCAAGGGCCAGAUAGCAAAAUCAAAGGUGGAUGUCAUUGUCAAUACAGCUUCAAGAGAUUUAAGAUUGAACCAUGGAGCUGUGUCAGGAUCCAUCUCCAAAGCAGGAGGAGACUCCAUUCAGCAAGAGUGUCUAACUAAAUACCCAGAUGGGAUAAAUCCUGGGGAGAUAGCAGUGACAGGGGGAGGUAACCUAGCCUGUAAGAUUGUGUGUCACGGGGCUCUCCUGGCCUGGGACAAAGAGAAAGGAGAAGCUAAGAAGAUGUUGCAGACUUUUUUGAAAACCUGUUUAACAGAGGCACAGAAACAAAACAUGUCCAGCAUUGCUUUCCCUGCCAUGGGAACGGGUAACCUUUGUUACCCUAAGGAUGUGGUGGCAGCAGAAAUGUGCAAUUCUGUUGUUAAUUUCUCUAAAGACAAUCCUAAAAGUUGUGUGAAGGCAGUGGAAUUUGUGAUUUAUGAGAAAGAUUUUCCUACCAUUCAGGCCUUUGAAACAGAAAUGAACAAAAGAGCCACUAAAGAUAAAAAAUCUAAACCUAAGAAGAAAGGAAAACGACAUGGAGAUGAGCUCAAGCUUAAAGAGGAAGAUGGGUUUGUUGUGGUACCAGAGGCAGGAGUAGGAGGGCAGAAGGAGGUCUCUGUAGAUAUUGGUCCAAUUAAACUACGCAUGUACCAAGGGGACAUAACUCUGGCUGAUGUUGAUGUCAUUGUGAAUGGUACAGACAGUGAAAUGGAUUUAAAUAAAGGUGCUGUAUCUAGGAAAAUAAAGUCCAAGCUUGGUGGGGAGCUUCAAAGACAGAUAGAAAUUCAAAAGAAAAACAUGAAGAAGCAUGGUCUGGCUGUAACUGUUAAUGCUGAUAAAUCAAAGUUGCCAGCAAAGUUCAUAAUCCACGCUGAUGUUACUGGGGGCAAUUACAAAAAGAAAAUCUUGGAUGUUCUGCAUAAAGUGGAGGAAAUUGGGCAGAAAAGUGUAGCCUUGCCAGCUUUGGGGACAGGCCAGGGGUAUCAGCAGCAAACAAUAGAAGAAUUUGCAGAGGAAGUCUUUGGGGGCUUGAACAAAAUUUGUACAGAUGUGAAGAAUCUAUCAGAGGUUCAUAUUAUUAUCUAUGAACAGCAAAUGACCCAAAAAUUCAUCAUAGCCAUGCAGAAUUGUUUUGAGUCAAAAGGAGCCACACCAAAAGGAUGGAUGGAAAAAUUUAAGAAUUAUGCAGGCCUUGGUGGAGGUGGAAAGCCAGAUGGCGGUAGACACUGGAGACCAGUGUUUGGUGACAAACCUGAUGAUCAAUCAUCAAUUGUAAUUGUGAUCUUUGCUGAUGAUGAGAAAAACAUUGAUGCAGCAGUCAAGAAACUUGAGAACCUACUGGAUGAGGAUUUCAACACUAAAGAAUUCAAUGACCCCAUCAUCUGUCAAAUUUCUAAAGCACAGGUGAAUUCUUUGCAAAAUUUGGAGAGCAGAUUUGAUGUAGAUGUUCAAGUUGAUCAAGUUAAAGGAAUUGUUACGGUUCAUGGAACCAAAGAUGCCUUGAUGGAAGCAACUGAUUAUGUUCACAAUUUACUUCGAGAUGCUGAUCGCAAUAAACAGGCAGUUAUGGAGGCUGAACUGGUCUCGGACAUUGUGCAAUGGUACUUUGUUGACAAUGGUGAUGGCAAGAAUGAGUUGUGUGAUUACCCAAAGAACAUAAACUUACUAGUGGAGAAAGCUUACCGCAACAAACAGCCAGAUGUAAAGUUUACAGAUCAAGCAGGGACGGAGUAUACGAUCAACUUCAACAACAUGGAGGAAUUCCCGAGUGAUGAUCCUAAAGAUGUCACAACGGUGACUAGGAGAGACAAAAUCAAAGAUUCAACAUUUGAGCCUCCACCAGAGUGGACAGCUAUGAAGGAAGAAAACCUUGUGGUUGUCCAAGUUAAAUCUGGAACCCCAGAAUAUUCUAGUGUUAUUGACAGAUUCCAUGGACAAGUAGGCAAACGAAAUAUUGUUAAGUUGGAGAGAAUUCAGAACAAGAUGCUAUACCAGCAGUAUGUUGCCAAAAAGAAGUUGUUGGAUACCCAGAAUUCCUCCAGCACACAGAAUGAGAGAGAACUCUGGCAUGGAACUGCUCCUGAUGCAGUUAAUAGUAUCAACUCUCUUGGCUUUAACAGAAGCUACUGUGGAAGAAAUGCUACAGCUUAUGGAGAGGGAGUUUACUUUGCGGUCAAUGCCGGCUACUCAGCUUCUAAUACUUACUCUAAACCAGAUCCCAGUGGUCACAAGAGAAUGUACCUGUGUAAAGUGCUGACAGGGGAAUACACUGGUGGAAGAGGGGGAAUGAGGGUGCCUCCAACCAAAGCUGGCCAGCAGUCCCAUAUCCUGUACGAUUCUGUUGUGGAUAAUGUCAACAAUCCUUCAAUGUUCAUCAUCUUUAAUGACACUCAAGGCUAUCCUUGUUACCUUAUUACUUUUACAUAAAUUACCCAAAGUCUAUGCUGA